Messenger RNA from Candida tropicalis MYA-3404, 1593 nucleotides. RefSeq lists its product as uncharacterized. Gene Ontology annotation, biological process: transmembrane transport. Gene Ontology annotation, cellular component: membrane. Lineage: Eukaryota; Fungi; Ascomycota; Pichiomycetes; Serinales; Debaryomycetaceae. The coding region runs from base 1 to 1593 and encodes 530 amino acids. Gene Ontology annotation, molecular function: transmembrane transporter activity. The transcript has a single exon. The record is from RefSeq and is a predicted model, not a curated record.
AUGUUGUCAUCACAGGGGAAUAAUGCCAUUAUUUAUUUGAGUUAUGCAUUUAUGUUAUUCACAGGGUUAUUCCUUGCUUGGAAAUUUGCUUCUAAUAAAGAUUUCUUAGCCGCUAAUGGUACUCAAAAAGGUCUUCCAUUAGCUUUGAAUUUCAUUGCCUCAGCUAUGGGGGUUGGUAUCCUUACAACUUAUGCCCAAAUUGCCAAUAUUUCAGGUUUACAUGGUUUGUUAGUUUAUACCAUUUGUGGUGCCGUUCCAAUUCUUGGAUUUGCUGCCGUAGGUCCACUUAUUCGUAAAAAAUGUCCUGAUGGUUUCAUUUUGACUGAAUGGGUUAGACAUAGAUUUGGUGUUGUUACUGCUUUAUAUUUAUCUGCUUUCACCUGUUUAACUAUGUUUUUAUUCAUGAUUGGGGAAUUAUCUGCCAUUAGAGGAGCCAUUGAAACUUUAACUGGUUUAAAUGCUUUGGGUGCAGUUAUUGUUGAAGUAGGUGUUACUACUAUUUAUACAUUCUUUGGUGGAUUCCGUGUCAGUUUUAUUACUGAUAAUUUCCAAGGGGUUUGUGUUUUGAUCUUGUUAAUUAUUUGUGCUUGUGGUAUGGGUUCUUAUAUUCAUAUCGAUAAAGAUCUUAUUGGUCCAAGUGGAUUAUUGAAAGGUAACAAAUUGGGAUGGCAAUUAGUUUAUAUCUUGUUUGUUGCUAUUCUUACCAAUGAUUGUUUUAUGUCUGGUUUCUGGUUGAGAACCUUUGCUAGUAGAUCAGAUAAAGAUUUAUGGAUUGGUACUUCCAUUGCUGCCGUUGCAGUUUUUGUUAUUUGUACUUUAGUUGGUGUUCCAGGUUUCCUUGCUGUUUGGUCUGGUGACUUAACCGUUGGUGAUGAUAAUGGUUACAAUGCUUUCUUUAUUUUAUUAGCUAAAAUGCCAAAUUGGUUGCUUGCUUUCGUUUUGAUUUUCUGUAUUGUUUUAUCCACUUGUACCUUUGAUUCUUUACAAUCAGCCAUGGUUUCUACCAUUUCCAAUGAUGUUUUCAGAAACAAAUUAAACACCAACUGGGUUAGAGGUAUGCUUGUUCUUCUUAUGGUUCCAAUUGUUGUUUUGGCCGUUAAAGUUGCUGAUAACAUUUUACAAAUUUACUUGAUUGCCGAUCUUGUUUCUGCUGCCAUUAUCCCAUCUAUCUUCUUAGGUUUAGCUGAUAGUUGGUUCUGGUACUUGAGAGGUUUUGAUAUCAUGGUUGGUGGAUUCGGUGCAUUGUUAGGUGUCUUUGUUUUCGGUACUGUUUAUUAUGAUAGUGCAAAAGAAGGUGGUAAAUUAUUAUUGAUUUGGAAUGGUAUUUAUGACCCAGAAGAUUGGGGUGCAUUUGGUGCUUUUGUUAUUGCUCCAGUUGGUGGUGUUGUUUUUGCGUUACUUGCUGCUGCUGCUAGAAUUGGUUCCUUAUAUGUUUACAGUAAAAUCACUGGCAAUCAAUUCACUGCAUUGGAUAGAAUUCCAACAACUUUUGCAAGUCAUGCUGAUGAAGGUGAAGACAGUUCAGUUAAAGAUAAUGUACCAGUGGAAUUUAUUCCAGUAGAAAGUGAUAGCGACAAAAAACUUACAGUUUAG